AUUACGAAUAUGUGUAGCAUGAAGCGCUUUAUCGAACCGAAUGAUGUGUCGUUCAGCAUGUUGGGGGCUGUCAAUCAAACAGCGAAAGAAACAAGCUUCAGGGAUCUGGAGAACUCAUCAACGAGUAUUGCUAACGAAAGUGACUUUUUUGUACCAGAUGAAGAGUUUAUAUUCGACAGAACAGAUGUGAGAGCAAUAUUCAUCACAUUAUACACGAUUGUGUUCUGUUGUUGUUUUUUUGGUAAUCUUCUUGUUAUUCUCGUGGUGACACUUUCAAGGCGCUUGAGGUCUAUAACUAACUUCUUCUUAGCAAAUUUAGCAGUCGCGGACUUAUGUGUGGGUGUUUUUUGCGUCUUCCAAAAUUUAACCAUAUAUCUGAUACCCAGUUGGGUUUUUGGCGACUUCUUGUGCAAAAUGUAUCAGUUUGUGCAUUCACUGAGUUACACGGCUUCAAUAUUUAUCCUCGUGGUAAUAUGCACGGAAAGAUACUUCGCUAUUAUUCAUCCAAUCACGUGUAAGCAGAUACUAACAUCGACAAGACUUAGGUUGGUGAUUCUUGGUGUUUGGAUAACAAGCGCUGCGUAUAGUGCUCCGAAAUUUAUUUGGGUAGAAACGAUUACAAAUGAUCUUGGAGACGGCCACUUGGAAACUAUAUGCAUCCAGCAUCGUAUGAAAUAUAACUCGGAAAUAUUUGACAUGGUCAACUUCGGUCUUUUAUAUGUUACACCUCUUUGCGUUAUGACGGUUCUAUACACGAGGAUUGCGGUAGGUCUAUGGCAAAGUUCAAACGGUCUGAGGCACAUGGGACACGCACAAUGUUGUGCCACACAGUGCCCCAGAAUAGAGAAGCCGACUUCAGGGGGUUAUGAACCUCAACGUACUUUUGUAGGAACCACUGAAACAAAGGGUAUCUCAAGCCCGAAAGCGGUGAAAAAGAAGAAAUCCACCCACGAGGGUCGCAGCUGUCAUCACCUCAGCCAUUUGUCACGCAACGUGCUACGCGCGCGACGCGGCGUAGUGCGGAUGCUGAUUGUCGUGGUGCUCACUUUCGCGAUCUGCAACUUGCCCUUCCAUGCACGUAAAAUGUGGCAAUAUUGGUCUACCGGAUACGAAGGGACGAGUGAUUUCAGUGCGCUCUUAACGCCUCUAACAUUUCUCAUAACAUACUUUAAUUCCGGAAUCAACCCUUUGCUAUACGCAUUCCUGUCUAAGAAUUUCAGAAAGGGCAUGAGGGAAUUACUUUUCUGUAAUUUUCACGGAAAGAGGAAGAAUGAAAAUUUAAUUUUAUUAAACCGUGUCGGCGGCACCGGCUUGCGACGGAGCUCGACGCGCUCCACCCGCGCCAACUGCAGCACGGUCACCAUAGCGCCCAACGGGGAAUCAUGAGGGUUGUAUCGCAGGAGGUUUCUGUAUCGGAUGGAGAAUGCAGAUGUUUCCUGAUUAACGUCGAGCACCGAUGAGGUGACCGAUAGCAGCGGACUGUACACGAUAUCCACUAUAUCGAAAAAAGACCUGUAUGAUUGAGUGUUGUGAAUAUUUGCGUAGUUUCGCUGCUUUACAUUUUAUUGACUCUCUGAACUUAGUGAUCUCAAGAGCUUACCAAAUAAAGUGAAUAAUGUGAUUGAAAUCGUUUAGAUUAAAUAUG
This is a messenger RNA of Colias croceus (clouded yellow), 1645 nucleotides long. It is a transcript of the gene NGR-A31, whose product is annotated as trissin receptor-like. Gene Ontology annotation, molecular function: neuropeptide Y receptor activity. The transcript is spliced from 6 exons. The coding region runs from base 10 to 1386 and encodes 458 amino acids. Lineage: Eukaryota; Metazoa; Arthropoda; Insecta; Lepidoptera; Pieridae. Gene Ontology annotation, cellular component: plasma membrane. Gene Ontology annotation, biological process: G protein-coupled receptor signaling pathway. The record is from RefSeq and is a predicted model, not a curated record.